UUAGAGUAUGUACAUAUUAUUAUAGACAAAAGACUAUAGAGUAGAGUCUAUAUAAGAAGAUCCAUGUGACUACUAUAGUUCCAAUCCUCAUUUUCAUUUUUCCAAUGGAGCGGAAAGUCCUUAAUACCCUCAUCUUCUCCGUUCUCUUUUUCACCACCUCCGCUUCUUCUUCUUCCCAAUACCAAACUCUCGUCGUCAACACUCUCCCCUCCGCUGCAACCCUCUCAUGGCCCGAUUCCGAAUCCUUAACCGGUGACUCCCUACCCGAAUCCACGACUUCUCUCUCUGUCCAUUUAUCGCAUGUCGAUGCUCUCUCCUCCUUCUCCGACGCCUCCCCGACGGAUCUUUUCAACCUCCGUCUCCAACGAGACUCUCUCCGCGUCGAAUCCAUAACAAGCCUCGCCGCUGUAUCAAGAGGACGGAAUGCCACUAGAAGAACUCCACGCCCAGCCGGUGGAUUCAGCGGCACCGUUAUCUCCGGUCUCUCGCAAGGAAGCGGAGAGUAUUUUAUGCGGUUAGGCGUUGGAACUCCGGCGACUGACGUUUACAUGGUGCUCGACACAGGAAGCGACGUCGUUUGGCUCCAGUGCUCUCCUUGCAAAGCUUGUUACAACCAAUCCGACCCGAUCUUUGACCCGAAAAGAUCCAAAACGUUCGCCACCGUCCCAUGUGGAUCUCGCCUCUGCCGGAGACUAGACGACUCGUCGGAAUGUGUCACCCGUCGAAGCAAGACUUGCCUCUACCAAGUAUCGUACGGUGACGGAUCAUUCACCCAAGGAGACUUCGCAACCGAGACGCUCACGUUUCACGGAGCGCGUGUUGAUCACGUGCCUUUGGGAUGCGGUCACGAUAACGAAGGCUUGUUCGUUGGUGCGGCUGGCCUGUUGGGCUUGGGCCGUGGCGGUUUAUCGUUUCCGUCUCAGACGAAAAACCGUUAUAACGGAAAAUUCUCUUACUGUUUGGUUGACCGGACGAGUUCUGGUUCUUCUUCUAAACCGCCGUCAACCAUCGUCUUCGGCGACGAAGCCGUUCCCAAAACCUCCGUUUUCACGCCGUUGCUGACGAACCAGAAACUCGACACGUUUUACUACUUGCAGCUUCUUGGAAUCAGCGUCGGAGGUUCGCGCGUUCGCGGCGUUUCGGAGUCGCAGUUCAAGCUAGACGCCGCCACCGGUAACGGCGGUGUAAUAAUCGAUUCCGGGACCUCGGUUACUCGGCUGACGCAGUCUGCUUACGUGGCGCUUAGAGACGCGUUCCGCCUGGGAGCUACGAGGCUGAAACGAGCUCCGUCGUAUUCUCUGUUCGACACGUGUUUCGAUCUAUCGGGGAUGACGACGGUGAAGGUUCCGACGGUUGUGUUUCAUUUCGGAGGCGGAGACGUUUCGCUGCCGGCGAGCAAUUAUCUGAUACCGGUGAACACUCAAGGAAGGUUCUGUUUUGCGUUCGCCGGAACAAUGGGGAGUUUGUCAAUCAUUGGAAACAUACAGCAACAGGGUUUCCGGGUCGCUUAUGAUUUGGUCGGGUCACGGAUCGGGUUUUUGUCUCGCGCCUGUUAGAAUUUGAGUUUUAAAGUUUGACUGAUUUAUUCCCAAAGUCUUUAUGGGAGCCAAAAAAUAAUCAUAAUCAAUUUAUCAAAAACAUUGUUAUCAUCAUCGGUUCAUCGUACUAUUACCCCUA
Messenger RNA from Capsella rubella, 1677 nucleotides. Its product is annotated as aspartyl protease family protein 2. NCBI's taxonomy places the organism in Eukaryota, Viridiplantae, Streptophyta, Magnoliopsida, Brassicales, Brassicaceae. Gene Ontology annotation, biological process: proteolysis. The record is from RefSeq and is a predicted model, not a curated record. Gene Ontology annotation, molecular function: aspartic-type endopeptidase activity. The transcript has a single exon. The coding region runs from base 105 to 1556 and encodes 483 amino acids.